This is a messenger RNA of Musca domestica (house fly), 799 nucleotides long. Its product is annotated as kunitz-type serine protease inhibitor Hg1. The transcript has 2 exons. The coding region runs from base 140 to 580 and encodes 146 amino acids. NCBI's taxonomy places the organism in Eukaryota, Metazoa, Arthropoda, Insecta, Diptera, Muscidae. Gene Ontology annotation, molecular function: serine-type endopeptidase inhibitor activity. The record is from RefSeq and is a predicted model, not a curated record.
AACCAACAACAAUUCUGUCUGCAGUCACUGGUUGAGAUUCUAGAGAGCACAGACCUAAUUUUGAAAAGCGGAAGAACAUAUUCACACUUUGAUAGCGGCUAAAAACUAAAAUUAAUUUGAAAUUAUUUUCCCGAAAAAUAUGUGGCCAUUGAAAACUUUUCACUUUGCCAUUUUGGUGGCUAUUGUUUUGGUAGCUAUAACUCCCGCAAUGGCAGGAACCAAAGCUUUGGUCAACACUCCAGCAACUAGCAAGGCAGAGCAAAAAGAUUCCAAAUGUCUGCUACCCAAAGAACCUGGGCCAUGUCGCAUGCGUUUGGAGCGUUAUUACUACAAUGCCGAAACAGAUUCCUGUGAAACCUUUGUUUUUGGAGGCUGUCGUGGCAAUGAGAAUUCAUUUGGCUUCAAGGAGACCUGUGAAGCGGCUUGCAAAAAAUCUCCCCUGACUUCCAAGAAAAUGAAUCCGUCCACCUUGAAAUCGCUGACAUCCAACACUCCCAUUACAGAGAAGCCAACAGUGGCCAGUGCGACGUCGACAACUACAACAGCCAAAACUCCAAGUACUACCACUGUCAAGAAAUAAACCAGAAUUCAUGCGAAGGGGAUUUUCGGUAGAAUUGUUUAAAAGCUUCAACGAAAAUGUUGGGGUUUUUCUUUUCCUUUUUUUUGAUAAAUACGCCAUGUUUGUCACACGCUUUACGAAAAUAAUAAAAAAAAAACGUAAAUAAAUUAAUAAAAUAAACAAUUGUGCCGUAGUGGUUAUGCGUACCUACUUGCCUCGAUUCCCAGAUAUCUUCAUGAA